This is a messenger RNA of Corapipo altera (White-ruffed manakin), 1898 nucleotides long. It is a transcript of the gene ETV7, whose product is annotated as ETS variant 7. Gene Ontology annotation, cellular component: nucleus. Gene Ontology annotation, molecular function: sequence-specific DNA binding; DNA-binding transcription factor activity, RNA polymerase II-specific. Lineage: Eukaryota; Metazoa; Chordata; Aves; Passeriformes; Pipridae. Gene Ontology annotation, biological process: regulation of transcription by RNA polymerase II; cell differentiation. The transcript has 8 exons. The record is from RefSeq and is a predicted model, not a curated record.
AUGCAGGACUGGGAACUGACCCCACUGAUAUGUCUGAUCUCUUCUCCCCAGGGCAAAGUGGCCAUCAGCUCUUCCAGCCCUGCUGUGGCAGCUUCAUUACCACCCCCAUCCCAGGCCAGACAGCCACUCAUCAGCACUGGGGAGAUCUUCAAGCUUCCAGGCAGGCUGAGGAUCCAGCCCGCACUGUGGAGCAAGGAUGACGUGAUCCACUGGCUCAGAUGGGCUGAGAAGGAAUAUUCCCUUCGGCAAACUGACGAGAGCAAGUUCGAAAUGAACGGCAAAGCCCUGUGCAUCCUCACCAAGGAGGACUUCAGACACCGAGCUCCCAGCUCAGGUGAUGUGCUUUAUGAAAUACUCUGCUUCAUUAAGACUCAAAGAAGAGCUCUGGUGUGCAGCCCUUUGCUGAACUCACCCUUUGGGAAGGCCAGGAGCACGGAGGAAGGGCUUUGGAAGAUCUGGGACCUGCCCUAAUGUGCCACAGGGUGUUUAUUUGGCUUUUUCUCCCUUUUAUUUGCAGGGGCAGACUGCAGUGCUGAGGCUGCCCCAGUCCUUGUUCCCUCCUGGCUGGGCUGUGCACAACAGCCUGUGCUCCACAGCCACAUGGAGCCACUGAACCUGUCCCAUCAGAGCUCAGAGAGUGGCUGCAGGGCAGGUGCCAUCUGCUCCUUUCCCACAACCCCGUUGGCCCCAGUGGAUGGGAAAAUGGCAGACUGCAGGUUGCUGUGGGAAUACGUGUACCUGCUCCUCUCCGACAGCCGCUACGAGCCCUACAUCAGGUGGGAAGACAAGGAAGCCAAGGUCUUCCGGGUGGUUAACCCCAAUGGACUUGCCCAGCUCUGGGGGAACCACAAGAACAGGAUGAACAUGACCUAUGAGAAGAUGUCACGAGCACUCAGACAUUACUACAAACUCAACAUCAUCAAAAAGGAGCCAGGGCAGAAGCUGCUGUUCAGGUUUUUGAAGACUCCAGGGGAGAUUGUCCAUGAGAAAUCCAGCAAACUGGAGCAGCUGGAGAAUGAGGACCAUGAAGAUUCAAAAGAAGACCCACUGGAGGUUUCACUCUAGAAAAUCUUUGGAGGUGCCUCACAGACAGACUUGUGCUCUGCUGGGAAGUGCUGGUGUCUCUUGCGUCUCCUGGACAGAAGGCCACAGAGCUGGCCCUGGAUUUCAAAACCUGCCCUGAGCCAAAGCUGAGACAUCUCGGGGGCUUCAUUAGCAAAACUCCCCCAGAAACCAUCCCCCAGCCCCGACAGUGCGUGUGAAUGUGUGUGGGCUGGUCUUCUGCUUGUUUCUCUCCUGCCCUCGGGGAGAGAAUGUAAUAUUUUUGCUCUGAAAACUUUGAUGCUUGUCUUUAAGGCUCAGACUUGCUGGUAGAGAUCACGCUGUUCUUCCAGUGAGAUGUGCUGAGCAGAGCAGAGAGUGUGCUCUGGGCUGAGCAUCCUUUGCAGUGAGUGGUGUCCCUGAGUGUGAACGUCCUGCUCUGAAUCUGAGCCAUUUCCCUGACUUGUAAAUGGACUUGUAUUGCAGAAAUGGUGCACACUGGAAUCACAGUGGCUCCCCUGUGAUUAAGGGUGGGAGUGUGGUGAAAUAUCUGCCUGGAUCAGGCCUGGCUGAAGCUCCAGGGUUGCCCUAAGCUGGUUCUCACUUCAACUCCUUUCCCUCCAGGUAAUGCUUUUUGUAAUUAGCUGAUUGAAUAAUGUGAAAAGAAACAAAGAAAGUAAUGACAAUGAGCCCAGUCUGGUCAGCUAUGUGGUUAUUUGCUUUGAGUUUGAAGCAGGAAUGCCUUGAGGGAACAGAGUGUGUUUGUGUGUGUGUUUGAAAGCAGAAAAUACCCACUAAUAUUUUCACAUUGCUUUUCAUUGAGGAAAUAAAAUCCUGUGACUGUGUAAAGUUGAAAA